Molecule: messenger RNA, 2535 nt
Organism: Melanotaenia boesemani (Boeseman's rainbowfish)
Lineage: Eukaryota; Metazoa; Chordata; Actinopteri; Atheriniformes; Melanotaeniidae
Gene: dhh
Product: desert hedgehog signaling molecule
Exons: 3
Coding region: 668-2059 (463 amino acids)
Biological process (GO): intein-mediated protein splicing; multicellular organism development; cell fate specification
Molecular function (GO): patched binding; calcium ion binding
Source: RefSeq, a predicted model, not a curated record
UGGCCAGGAGCGCUGACACGCGACAGAAGGCGGUGGACGAAGGAGAGGGGGAUAAAAAAAACAAUAAUAAAAAAGUUUCAACAGAGAUAUAUGUGGAUUUACAAAGAGCAUGAGAGCGCCACGAGAGCGUCCAUAGAAAUUCCACAGAGUCAGGAACUGACGGGCUACUCGUGUGCGUCAGUUUGUGCACCUUUCUUGAAAAGGACCUGCGUGGGGAGAGUAGCGGUAAGUGCGCAGAGAGCCUCAAAAACAUCUGCGUUAAGACAGGUACCUGUGGAGGACGCAAGAAGAUGACUUUCAGUUCACACCGGAACCAGAUGUUGAAACUCCUUCGCGGAAACCUCUAAAGAGCUGUCACGUUUCUUAUUUUCAAUAGUUGAUGCCAAACUGAAGAAAAAGUAAAUCUGCUUUCGCUCCCAAUAAUCAUCAAACAACACAAGAUUUUUUUUUUUUUUUUUUUUUUUUUUUUUUUUUUUUUUUUGCGGGUGGUGGGGGGUGGAGGAGAUUUAAUCUUCCUUUUUUUUAUUCAAGAGUGAAUUCAAUAACAAUAAGUGCUUAUAUGUCCCUUCUUACAUUAUUUGGAAUGGACCAACAUUUGACACCUGGAACUGGUCUACCACUGUAGGCACCGUGAGCUGUUGCGUCCUGGAAGUACCAACUCUCCCCAAUGAAGCAGUUCUGGUGGGUCCGCCUGGCACAGUUCAGCCUGCUUGUUGUGUGGGCCUGUAUAUGGCUGGUGCAGGGAUGCGGGCCAGGCCCUGGGUAUGGCAUACGUCCCAAGCACAAGAAGCUCAAACCCAUGCGCUACAAGGAGUUUUCCCCCAACCUCUCCGAAAACAACCUCGGAGCCAGUGGGAGAGCAGAGGGCGAGAUCUCACGCAGCCAUCCGCGCUUCCUUGAACUCGUCCACAACUUCAAUCCAGAUAUUGUUUUCAAAGAUGAGGAGAACACAGGCGCAGACCGCAUCAUGACUAGGCGAUGUAAGGAUUGUUUGAACAGGUUGGCCAUUGCAGUGAUGAACCAGUGGCCAGGAGUACGCUUGCGUGUGACAGAAGCCUGGGAUGAAGAUGGCAACCACCCACAAGGGUCUCUGCACUAUGAAGGUCGGGCUGUGGAUAUAACCACUGAUGACAAGGAAUCAAAGAAGUAUGGCCUCCUCGCCCAGCUAGCUGUGGAGGCAGGUUUUGACUGGGUCCACUAUGAAACCAGACAUCGCAUCCACUGCUCAGUAAAAUCUGAUAACUCUGUUACUGUGGAGAGAGGUGGCUGUUUCCCUGGCUGGGCCCAGGUAACUGUUGCUGGAGGGAGGCAGAAGACUCUGUCAUCACUAACUCCAGGCGACAGGAUCAUGACUCUGUCUGAGACAGGCCAGGUUGUGUAUAGCCAAGUCUUCUUGUUUCUGCACCGGGAACAAGGACGCUGGUCCACUUUUCUGUCUCUGGAGACAGAAGAUGGCAAUACAUUGUCCCUUACACCAGAUCAUUUGGUUUUUUUAGCAUCCCACUGCAGAAAUGACAUCAGUGCGUAUCAGGCACAGUUUGCUAGCAGAGCCAAAACAGGAGACUGUGUCCUCGUCAGUACAGCAGACGGUCAGGCACGGCCAUCUCAAAUCAUCUCAGUUUCAGUUGCAGAGAGUGAGGGAGUGUAUGCGCCCUUGACAGAAGCUGGAACUUUGUUUGUUGAUGGGGUGCUUGCCUCUAGCUAUGCAGUGGUGGAAGACCACAGACUUGCACACUGGGCAUUUGGACCUCUGCGCCUUAUCUACUCAUUGCACCAGCUACUCUGGGGGGAGAAGGCAAAAGAAGAGCAGACCACCGACUCUCAAAGAGUUCACACUGUGACUGCAGCACAUUUUAGCACCUUGACCCCAAAGGACAAAGUAGGUAUAUAUAUAAAUAAUUACAUUAUAUACAAACAAGGAAAUUUCAGUGAACCUCUCAGAAUGAAAAUGCAAGAGAAGCACUCAUUUCAAGGGUGGAUAUCAGAUGUUCACUGGUAUGCUAGAUUACUGUAUCGAUUUGCAUGCGUCUUUUUAGACGCCAACUUAUUCCAUCCUUAAAAGCCUAAAGCUACACAUAUGAUAUAUGUUAUGUCGCUGUGUAACUGUGACACUUCUACAAUUACAAUUAACCCUCUUUUUGAAAAAAUAUGUACAAAAAACCCCCCACUGUAUUGUCCCUUUUUUGCUUUUACACUAUUGUUUGUACCCUAACUACUGUAACAAUAAACUCUGACACUGUAAGAAAAGAUUUAAAAAAUUAAACAAUCGGUCUGAUCAAUCAGGUUUAUACCACAGUGAUUGUAUCAUAGUCUAUCUGUACAUCUACCAUUUCUUUUAAAAAUGUAAAAAUAUAUAAUAUAAAUAUUAUUCUAAUGGGAUAGGAAUGAAUUCCCUGAACAGCAGAAUCUUUAUUUUUGUACUAUUUGAAUCAUAAUAUAUAUAUAUAUAUAAAUAUUGCAUUUUAUAAUAAUAGUUCCACUACCUGUAUUGUAUACACUGACAUUGUGUCCUAUCAUAAAACAAAUAAAAAUGUU